Molecule: messenger RNA, 4128 nt
Organism: Magallana angulata
Lineage: Eukaryota; Metazoa; Mollusca; Bivalvia; Ostreida; Ostreidae
Product: receptor-type tyrosine-protein phosphatase epsilon-like
Exons: 26
Coding region: 168-3494 (1108 amino acids)
Biological process (GO): protein dephosphorylation
Molecular function (GO): protein tyrosine phosphatase activity
Source: RefSeq, a predicted model, not a curated record
AACAUGUAUACACCGUACGGUCCAUUUAAAUCUUCCCCACAACAACAAGGGCUCUCCUGUCGUGUUAAUCUGUGCGCCGGUCCGUGACUACUGGUGGUCUAAGCUUUGAUAGUGUUACUUCCUGGAUCAACACUCUCCCUCUUGAUGACGUUUUGCAGAACAGCAGCAUGUGUAGAGAAGAUGCAUCGUUAUUUUGUUUAUUGGGAUUCUUACAAUUCCUCUCCACUGUUCUUGCUUACGAUAAUCUAGCUUUGUAUAAGUCAGCAUGGCAGCUGCAUCCUUACAACAAUGUGUGGACGGCAUAUAAAGCCGUGGACGGACUGAAAUCAAAUCUAGAAGCAUUUGGAGGACAGUGCGUGAUAUCGGCCAACAGUCAGUCAACAGCAGAAUGGCGGGUAGAUCUAGGAGAAGUACUCAGUAUACAUUACAUCUUUAUACAGUACAGAACGGAUAAUGUCGCCUGGGAUGAGAAUAAUGGCUACACUGCUAGAUUCCUGGGAUACUCUGUUUACGUAUCAAACUCAACCAAUAAAGAGGACGGGGUACCUUGUUUCAAGGACACCAGCUAUACCCCGUCCACAAUCCCCAAUCCUACAAACAUAACGUGUGUCACACACGGGAGAUACGUCAUCUACUACAACACCAGGACCAACCCUCCGUAUCCUGCUGGGUAUGAUCAGUAUGCUUUCAACGAAAUAUGUGAACUUGAAGUUUACGGGUGUCGUAUCCCCGGAUAUUACGGCGAGGACUGUUCCUUACCGUGUCCACAGAACUGUCAGGAGGGCCGCUGCAACAUCGUGAAUGGAACGUGUCUGGGCUGUGUCUCUGGAUACACUGGACCGACUUGUGAUUCAGAAUGUACUGAUAACAGAUACGGUUUUGAGUGUAAUUCUACGUGUGGUAAAUGUUUGAACGGUGAGCAGUGCAAUCACGUGAACGGAAGUUGCCCAAACGGAUGUGACACAGGAGUGUUUGGAGAUAAAUGUGAUAAAGAGUGUCCUGUCGGAUUGUUUGGGUACAAUUGUCGUGAGAAUUGUAGUAUGAACUGUGGAGUUCCGGGGAAAUGUGACAGGGUCACGGGAGAGUGUAGGGGAGGGUGUCAGCCAGGAUGGAGAGACCUCCAAUGUAAAAUCAAGUGUAAGGCGGGUGAAUUUGGUCAAAACUGUACCGAGUCCUGUGGGAACUGUGUACAGAAUGAAGCCUGCCACCAUGUCAACGGCUCCUGUCUUAAUGGAUGUGAUGCAGGAUAUGAAGGAACUAACUGUACACAAGGUUGUAAAUGGGGAUCAUAUGGUUACAACUGUAACAAAACAUGCCAGGCAGUUUGUGCUAAGAAUAGAACCUGUGACGUCAUAGCCGGAACAUGUGAACAGAUUGGCACGCCGCCAGAUGACAACACUGCCGUUAUUGCUGGUGUGGUAGCGGCAGUAGUCCUAGCCAUCCUAGUUGUUGUCUUUAUCAUUGUGUUUAAGAGAACGAGAACAACAAAACCAAAGGAUGAAAUGCAACGAUCAGAGAAACGUAUUCAGGAGAGGGAAGAGAAUGCACAUUUGCACAAUGGAAGUGAGAAUACUGGAUUUACAAACAUCUAUGAAAAUAUGAAAACCGAUGACAAACCUGUUUUGAAUUCAGAUAACAAUAAAACUUCAAUUGAUACACCCAUUGAGAAAAAAUAUGACGUCAGAGACGAUGACACUGAUGACGAAGGCAUUGACAAUCCCUAUGGAGACAUGUAUCUAAACGAGGAGACCAUAUGUGACAUUCCAAUUAGUGAUAUCGAAAGUGCAAUAAAUGAAAGGAGAGAAGAUGAAGAUGACGGGUUCAAAAGAGAAUACGCUAUGUUGCCAUAUGGAGAACAACAUCCCUGCGAAGUUGGAAAACGCCAGGAAAAUCUAGUCAAAAAUAGAUUCAAAACUACAUUCCCUUAUGAUCACUCCAGGGUUAUCCUGACAGAACCAAAUACACCAUCUGGUGACUACAUCAAUGCAAACUACAUCAAUGGAUUGGAGGAAGAGAGAGAGUAUAUUGCAUCACAAGGUCCUAAACAGAACACACUGAAUGAUUUUUGGACAAUGAUAUGGCAAGAAAAUGUCACACAAAUUGUGAUGUUGACCAACUUAAAAGAAGGCGUAAAGGUGAAAUGCAUUCAGUACUGGCCUGGGAAUAUGAAAGCAAGACAUCACGGAAAUAUCGUCAUCAAGAAUGAGGAAGAAAAACAAUACGCUUUCUACGUCAUCAGAAAACUAUCAGUUUCGCACAAGCAGCAAAAUAAAAAACGCACUGUUACGCAAUACCACUACACCACGUGGCCUGACCAUGGUACCCCGGAUCCUCUUUCAUUGGUUGUUUUCCAUAGUCACGUGAUGAGAACAAGGACAAGUAGGAAUAAAUCACCAAUAAUGGUACAUUGCAGCGCAGGGAUAGGUCGUACAGGAACAUACAUUGCCCUGGAUGCCCUGUACAAGGCUGGUAAAGCGUCUGGUAAAAUCAAUGUAGCGGAGUACGUAAAGAUUAUGAGGGCAAACAGAAUGAACAUGGUCCAAACAUAUGAACAAUACAUGACGAUAUUUUUGGCACUGAACGAAAAAUUCAAGGCUUCCAUGGAAACACAAAGUCUUCCUGAUUUUACUACGAAAAUGGAAACACUGACCGGCGAUCACCCAGCUAACCAAACAGGCAUCAGGAAGGAGUUUCAGAAACUUAUGGAAAUUCGACCAGUAUACACAAGUGCUCAUUUCAAGAAUUCCAGUCAGCAUUUAGACAAUAAAAGAGGAAACAAUGUUUUACCACUGGACAAAUACAUGUUGUAUCUGACAUCAUCUGUUGGUAAACGAGGCAACGUCAUCAAUGCGAUUCAUGUAUCAUCUUACCAGAAAGAUAGAGCGUUUAUAGUGACUCAUCACCCGACACCAGAGGACACUGUUGACUUCCUGCGCCUGCUCAAUGAUCAUGAAUCUGACACAAUCGUCUGUAUGAACCCAUUACAUGCAAUUGAGUCGUCGAAGACCUGGUUACCAGAAAUAGCGUCUUCCAGGGACGUGCCGCCAUUUGUUGUACAGCAUGAAUCUGAGAGUGACACCGAGAUCAAGGUCACUACAGUCACCAUCAUACACGGGGAGAAGACACCUCAUUCAGUAGUAGUUGUAGAACCCAAGGGACAACUGAAAUCAACCGGAACUCCACCAGACACAUCGUUUCUCCGAAGCAUAGUGUCAUAUACUCGAAACCUUUCAACAGAAAACCCCAUUACUAUAGUCAGCAAAGAUGGUGCAUCACUAUGCGGAGUAUUCUGUGCUGUGUUUAACUCCAUACAACAAAUCGAAAUGGACGACAACAUUGACGUGUUUACAACAGUCCGACAACUACAGACAAGGAGACCAGAAUUCUGUUCCACACAGGAGGAGUAUUCCUUUGUGUAUAAGACGUUGCGUGAUUACAUUGAAACAACAUCAGAGAGUGUGUACAGUAAUCAAAAGGAUGUGUACAGCAAUUAGUAGAACAUUGAAACAACAUCAGAGAAUGUGUACAGCAAUUAGUAGAACAUUGAAACAACAUCAGAGAGUGUGUACAGCAAUUAGUAGAACAUUGAAACAACAUCAGAGAAUGUGUACAGCAAUUAGUAGAACAUUGAAACAACAUCAGAGGCUGUGUACAGCAAUUAGUAGAACAUUGAAACAACAUCAGAGGCUGUGUACAGCAAUUAGUAGAACAUUGAAACAACAUCAGAGAAUGUGUACAGCAAUUAGUAGAACAUUGAAACAACAUCAGAGGCUGUGUACAGCAAUUAGUAGAACAUUGAAACAACAUCAGAGGCUGUGUACAGCAAUCAGUAAAAAAACCUAUGUUGGUUCCAUGAAAGUUUUGUAUUUUGCAUUAAAAAGGGGGAAAUGGGGGAAAUUAUACUGAAGAUACUCAAUGUAGAAUUGUCAUAACUCUAUUUAAUGCAAAAGGAAACAUGUUUCUUAUCUACAUGUAUUGUUGUCAGAAACCCUUUUCUGCAACUAUUUUAUUUUAAUUCACCAACUGUUCGGCCUCUUCAUUUCCUGUACAUACACCCUGUAUUACCUUGUAUUUACUUGUUAUUUUCUGUAAACAGUCAUAAGUUAUUAAAGUUUAAUUUGAAAAUCA